AUGACUAACAUCAAUACUCGGCCUUCCCCUCCAUGGGGUAGACUGGCUGUUGAACAAUAUUUCAUCACAAAUUGGAACCCCUCCUCAACCGAAACCCCUGACCAGCAACGAAAAAGGCUGGUCGCCGAGUUUCUCGACAUGGAAUGCAUUCCUCUUGAAUGGACGGAAGAUUGGGACAGCCUUCCAACCGAUGUCGACCGGCCUCGUGAGCCUACAACAGAGGAAGUGGACACAAUUCUCCGACCCUACCGUAGCGACCAGCUCCGAUGGCACGCAAUGAAUAUAUUCCAUGACCAGACAUCUCCCGUUUUACUACGCACAUACUACAGCACCGACGAAGGCGAGACAGCUAGACAUGCCGAACUAAUGACUCGGUGGGUCGAUCCCUGGGAUUCAGAAGACUGGUGGGCGGUUCUCGAUAAUGAGGAUCUCUUUAACUUUGGUUCGGAGUGGUGGUGUGUGUACGAGGUUCUUCCUGAACUUGCGGGCCCAAUUUCACCCGAAGUCGAUGAUGAAAUGAGGGUUCCGCGAGCUCCCAGAGCAGAAUCAUUUAAAUUUCUCCAUUCCCAUCUGAAAACGGAACUAGCCGAAGUGAAAGAACGAGACCCGGAAGCUUGGCGUGAGGCCACGGACCGAGGUACAAUCCUUGAGGACUUCGCGACGGCAUUACAAAAGGUCGCUACGCGGACGUAUCUCAUCCUUGCGGACGAAGAGGCUUUCCGGUCUAGGAGUCUACGGGUGCUUUAUUUGGAUGGCUUCCGAAAUAUCGUUCGCGAAGGUCGUAUGGAUCCUGUGGAUGAUGACGUCUUUAAUAUGAUUGGUAUAUGGAUGGAAACCAACGAUUUUCUUCAAAACUCUACCGUUGGGGAGAAGUAUCGAGCCAGUGCAGAAUGA
Molecule: messenger RNA, 894 nt
Organism: Penicillium samsonianum
Lineage: Eukaryota; Fungi; Ascomycota; Eurotiomycetes; Eurotiales; Aspergillaceae
Exons: 3
Coding region: 1-894 (297 amino acids)
Source: RefSeq, a predicted model, not a curated record